AUGACUGAAGGCGUUACCAUCAACAUUGGCUAUCAGCCUGCUACAAGUGCCAAGGGAAGGAAUUACUCAUAUGGACCUGUUGAAGUCAUCGAGAUAGAUGAUCAAGAGGAAGUAAAGGGGUACAAGAAAUGCGUCCACAGGACACGUGACCACGCAAAAAUCAAGACCAUAAAUAACAAGUGGAAGAGACUAGAGGGGUUUGAAGAUGAACUUGACAAGCACGAUUUAAUCGUCGUUUACUUUUGGAAAAGGGAUAGUGAACAUUCAAGACCCUUGAUGAUAAAACUUGGGGAGAGCUACUAUGUGACUGUAAACGCCGUAGAUUGGACCAAAGAAGAUCUCCAUCCCGCCAUUCUCCAGAAUUCUCUCGACAAGGAAAACUGUAGGUGGAACAAGCUCCAUGUAGCAGACAUUGGUCAUAAUCCCCGUGCAAAUACAUCCUACAAUUGUCCCGCAUGCAACGGCUCCAUUAAAACUCUGCUGGAGUACGACUGCACUUACGCAUCCAAAUACAAUUACGUAACCUAUACUCACAUUUCGCCCACAGGAUUUGCGACUGUUCGGAACGGUGAAGUCACGAUAUUUUCUCCCGAUGAUAACGUAAAGAAUAUUCACAUAUACUGGUAUUCCAUUGCAGGAAAUUCUACUCCUCUGCUCUUUUACUACAUGUCACAAGAGUCCAACAGCUGGUUCGUAAGAUACCAUGGAGAUCUCUUUUGGACAUAUUUUGACCAUCCAAGACUCUCUUCAAGAGAAUUCCCAGGAAAGAUAGCCAAGGCACUCGAGAAUCACUCCAUUCCAAAAGUAGAAAUUAGAGCAUCACUAUACGGAGCGUAUUCUCCUACAGGAACGGCGCUGGAAUUUGACGUUGGCGAGAGCCAAGUUCCAGGAUCGGAGUACUAUCGGUUUAAACACACCAUGAGCCCAGAAGGGACGUUUAAGGUAAAGCAGGUUGUCCACAAGGGUGAGAAACUAGAGGACAUAAAGUCCUUUGAUCCUCUACUCAGCGUCUCUGCAUACUACUACGGAAAUGAUCCCAUGGAUAUCUCCAACCUUUUAAUGGUUGAACUAGAAAAGCAGAGUGACAAAGAAAAGAAGUACGUCUAUUUUAGCAAGCCAGUUCUUGCGGCAUGUGAUUGGAGGAAGGACGAAAGGUCCACUUUUCUCAGUGCGGAACAGCUAAAGGAGAAGCUUGACAAAGUCAGAGCCAUACGCAUUUCCGAUUUAAACAACAGGGGAGUGGAAUCUAGUGGUGGCCAUUCUUCUUCACUUCACAUUGGAGCCAUAAUUGGGGGAGUUGUUGGAGCCCUGGUAGCACUUUUAGUUCUUGGAUUCAUCAUACGCAAGGUAAUGGCAAUGCUCAGAUAUCUAUAG
This is a messenger RNA of Theileria equi strain WA, 1374 nucleotides long. RefSeq lists its product as hypothetical. The record is from RefSeq and is a predicted model, not a curated record. The transcript has a single exon. NCBI's taxonomy places the organism in Eukaryota, Apicomplexa, Aconoidasida, Piroplasmida, Theileriidae. Bases 1 to 1374 code for a protein of 457 amino acids.